This is a messenger RNA of Nicotiana tabacum (common tobacco), 2698 nucleotides long. Its product is annotated as G-type lectin S-receptor-like serine/threonine-protein kinase At1g11410. Lineage: Eukaryota; Viridiplantae; Streptophyta; Magnoliopsida; Solanales; Solanaceae. Gene Ontology annotation, cellular component: plasma membrane. The record is from RefSeq and is a predicted model, not a curated record. Gene Ontology annotation, molecular function: protein serine/threonine kinase activity; ATP binding. Gene Ontology annotation, biological process: recognition of pollen; protein phosphorylation.
GAGAGAAGUUAUUUCACUUUAGAAACCAUGUGUCAGAAGAAAGAGUUGUUAAUAGUUCUUUCGUUUCUUGUCCCAUUUUGCAGUUCAAUAGACACCAUCUCCUUUAACAACUCUCUCAAAGAUGGAGAUUUAUUAAUCUCUUCUGGAAAAUCCUUUGCUUUGGGUUUCUUUAGCCCUACUGGAAAUUUCCCUGGAAAACGUUAUGUUGGAGUUUGGUACAACAAUGUUCCUGAACAAACUGUUGUUUGGGUUGCCAAUAGAGACAACCCCAUCAAUGGUACAUCUGGAAUUCUUACUAUUGACUCUACUGGAAAUCUUGUUAUACUCGACAUGAAAACGAAAGUUUCAGCCUGGAAAACAAAUAUUUCUUCAGCAAAGAAUGGAGCAGACUUGUACAGUGCUAAGCUGUGGGAUUCAGGGAAUUUCAUGUUGUUUCAGGACCCGAAAAUGGAUAUUAUUGCAUGGCAAAGCUUUGAUUAUCCUACCAAUACUCUACUUCCUUCAAUGAAAUAUGGGAUAGACAAAAAAACAGGUUUAAACCGGUUUCUAACAUCAUGGAAAUCAUUGAACGACCCAGGCACCGGAGAGUAUCGUUACAUAAUGGAGUUCAAUGGGACACCUCAAGUAUUCUUGUAUAAGAACUAUAGCAGGAUAUGGCGGACAGGAUCCUGGACUGGUCAUGGUUGGAGUGGUGUACCGGAAAUGAGCCCAAGAUUCAUCUUCAGCCUCAGUUAUGUGGACAAUGAUAGCGAGGUUUCCAUGACAUAUUACAUAAAAGAUACUUCCAUAAUCUCAAGAAUGGUCUUGAAUGAAUCUGGGAUGUUGAACCGGGUAACUUGGCAAGAGAGUGAGCAGAAAUGGGUGCAAUUUUGGUUUGCGCCUAAGGACUCGUGUGACAAUUAUGAACAUUGUGGAGCAUUUAGCAAUUGCAAUUUGUUCAAUUUGGGUGAAUUUGAAUGUAGUUGCCUUCCGGGGUAUGAGCCGAGGUUAAGCCGACAAUGGUACUUGAGAGAUGGAUCCCAUGGAUGCUUGAGGAAGAAAAAUGAAAAUGUGUGCAACAGUGGUGAAGGGUUUGUUAAGUUGAGUCAUGUGAAAAUCCCGGAUAUAGAUGCAGCUCUGAUGAACAAAAGCAUGGGGUUGAAGGAAUGUGAACAUUUCUGUCUGAAAAAUUGUUCCUGCACAGCCUAUGCAAGUGCUAAUAUUAGUGAAGGGGGAAGUGGGUGUAUCACUUGGUAUGGUGAGUUGAGAGACAUAAAGCAAUUUACAGAUGGGGGCCAAGAUUUCUAUAGCAGAGUCUCUGCAUCUGAUUUAGCACAAUUCUCCAAGAACACAAAUAACAAUCACAGGAAAAGAGUGACAGCAAUUCUAGUAGGGUCUGCUGCAGCAAUAAUUCUUGGAAUAUUUUUGGCAUAUUUUUUGGUGAUUAGUAAAAGGAUAAAAGAUAAGAAGAGCCAUCCGAAUACAUUAAACAAAAAUUUAGCAUCCUGUGAAUCCAUGGAUGAAAGUGAACAAACAGAAAUCUCAAUCUUUGACCUAAGCACAAUAAGUAAUGCAACUGAUAACUUCUCUGUUGCUAACAAACUUGGUGAAGGAGGGUUUGGUAGCGUAUACAAGGGUCACCUGAAAGAUGGACAGGUAAUAGCUGUCAAAAGACUUUCAGUAACUUCAGGGCAAGGAACAAAGGAGUUCAGAAAUGAAGUCACACUAAUUGCAAGACUCCAGCACAGAAAUCUUGUGAGGCUUUUAGGAUGUUGCAGUCAACAAGGAGAGAAGAUGUUAGUUUAUGAAUACUUGCCAAACAAAUCCUUGGAUAGUUUUAUUUUUGAUAAAACAAAAGGGUCUUUGUUGGAUUGGGAAAAACGGUUUGAAAUCAUCCACGGGAUUGCACGAGGAAUGUUAUAUCUUCACCAAGACUCUAGACUGAGAAUUAUACACAGGGAUCUAAAAGCAAGCAAUGUUUUACUAGAUGCCUCCAUGCAACCAAAAAUAUCAGACUUUGGAAUGGCCAGAAUUUUUGGAGUUGACCAAAUUGAAGCAAACACAAAUCGAGUUGUUGGAACGUAUGGUUAUAUGUCACCUGAAUAUGCAAUGGUAGGACACUUUUCAGCGAAAUCUGAUGUCUUCAGUUUCGGGGUUCUGUGUUUGGAGAUUAUUACUGGCAGAAAGAACAACUCUCAGUAUGAUCAGGAGAAAUCUCAACAUUUAGCUGGAUAUGUGUGGGAUUCUUGGAAGAAUGAUAAAGCUUUAGAUGUUGCUGAUCCAUUGUUAGGGGACUCAUAUGAAGCUUGUGAAGUUUUGAGAUGCAUCCACAUCGGCCUUUUGUGUGUACAAUCAUUUGUAGACGACAGACCAACCAUGUCGGAAGUGGUCUUCAUGUUGUGCAAUGAAACCAAACUUCCUUUCCCUAAAGAACCUAGCUUUAUAUUCAGAUCACAGAAAUAUGGUUCAGUUACACCGUCUUCAUCAGCAAGUAUAGGAACAUCUGUUAAUGACAUGUCUAUUUCUACAAUUCAUGGUCGCUAGAGUUUAUGUUAAGCAUUUACCAGUGAUAUAACAUUGUCUGAAAUACAUAUCAAACUGUACUUAUAAUUGUUUCAUGCAUAUUAGCUAGGGUUUGACCCCGAAACAUUUGGUUCUACAGAAUUCGUGAAUGAAUUGUUGGAUUCAAUAUUAUAUUUGACACCUAUUUUGGAAAAAA